Messenger RNA from Amphimedon queenslandica, 1848 nucleotides. RefSeq lists its product as uncharacterized. The record is from RefSeq and is a predicted model, not a curated record. The transcript has 14 exons. Bases 120 to 1676 code for a protein of 518 amino acids. Gene Ontology annotation, molecular function: sulfur dioxygenase activity. Gene Ontology annotation, biological process: glutathione metabolic process; hydrogen sulfide metabolic process. NCBI's taxonomy places the organism in Eukaryota, Metazoa, Porifera, Demospongiae, Haplosclerida, Niphatidae.
CUACGUCUGGCCGGUCACGUACAUGGUCACGUACACACUUUCACCUCUUGUCACCUCUUAUCAACCAUCUUUCACCUUCUGAUUCUUCUCUAAACUCUACAGGCUCUACUAUUCUAAUCAUGGAGGAGCUAGAGAUUCUACCAAGUGGCCUCAAAGAAAUUGUAAAAGAUCAAGACUCUGGACUGGAGGUCCGAAUAUAUUACCUGGAAUGUCUGGCUCAAGCUACAUACAUCAUAGCACAUGAAGGGAAAGCUUUUAUUGUUGAUCCCAGAAGAGAUGUGGAUACUUUCAUACAAGAGUUAAAUGCUUUAGGUGCUAAACUAAUUGGAAUACUUGAGACUCAUUUUCAUGCUGAUUUUGUAUCCGGGCACAAUGAGCUAAUGCAGAGGACUCAAGCACCCAUUUAUUUUGGCCCAACUGCUGGUCCUCGCUGCCAAUUUCCACAUCAUGAACUCAAAGAUGAAGAGAUCAUAAAGUUCUCUUCAAGAUAUUCAAUUAAAGUAUUGCACACUCCAGGACACACACCAGAAGCAGUUGUGUAUCUCCUGAUUGACACAUCCAACAAUGACAGACCAAUAAAGGCAUUUACUGGGGAUACCUUGUUCAUUGGGUCUUGUGGCAGACCUGAUCUUGUUGGAUCGGUUGGUUUUACAGCCGAACAAAUGGCAAGAAUGAUGUUUGAAACCCUCAGGAGCAAGAUAUGCUCAUUACCAUCUGAUGUUCAGAUAUUUCCAGCUCAUGGUGCUGGAUCUCCAUGUGGCAAAAAUCUCAGCACCGAUCUGUACUCUACCAUUGGCAAAGAGAUGCAAACUAAUCCAGCUCUGAAGUUUACUGAUGAGGAUAAAUUUGUUAAGUUUUUGACGGAUGGACAGCCUGCUGCUCCAGGAUAUUUUUCACAUGAUGUGGCCCAAAAUACAGCUGGUGCCCUACCAUUAUCUGAAGUAUUGAGCAAGAUACCAAGACUUACCAGCGAUCAGUUUAAAUUGAUAGUAGAUAAUAACACUGCAGAUUACACUGUAAUCGAUACAAGAAAUCCUGAAGAGUAUAACACUGGAUAUAUCGAAGGGUCAUUGAAUUUCCCUCUUGGUGAAUCAGGUGGGGCUAUUCUCAGACCUGAGGAUGGUAACUUUGCCAUAUGGGUUGGUACUCUCCUCUUGAGUAAUAGAAAUCUCUUGCUCAUUGCCAAACCAGGAAAAGAAGGAGAGGCCCUACAAAGACUGGCACGCAUUGGAUACACUAAUGUAAAAGGUAUACUCAAGAAUGGCAUGACUGACUGGAUUCAAUCAGGCUAUCCAGUACAUGCUACACAAAGGAUUGACAUUAGGCCAGGGCAUGGUACGUCACUCCAGGAUCUUGUGUCCAAUGGCUAUCAUGUGAUUGAUGUGAGGACUAAGCAAGAGCAUGAGGGUAAUACAGUUAAAGGAUCUCACAAUGUCCCAUUGAAUGAAAUAUACAGCCACUUGGAGGAGUUAGACAAGUCAAGAAGAUACCUAGCCUUUUGCAGCACUGGUUACAGAUCUGUUAUUACCGUUAGCAUAUUAAGAGCUAGUGGUAUUGAUGCAGUUGAUGUGAUUGGUGGUUUUGCAGCAGCCAGUGUCUACGCACCUGAUCUUACAACCAGUGGAAAGGUUUGUCCUGCAAUGAAAUCAAUGAUAGAUAAACUAGAAGCUGCCUAAUGCUGAUUGCUGAAUUGCUUGCACUCAUGAAUUUUUAUCCAUAUCAUUGUAAGACAAAUGUGUAUUGUACACAACUCGUUAAUAUUUUGUACAAAUAUGCAACCAACUAAUAUUUUGUAUGCAAUGUCUUUAUUAUUGCAAUUAUCAACAAUUAAAAAUUAAUGCAAAAGGA